CGCUCCUGCGCGGCCCGAGUCAGCUGACGAACCAAAACAAAGCGCUUCUUCCUCGUCCGAGCAUGAAGUCAGCAUAAACAAGAUGGUGCAGUGCCAGACUCGAAAGACGAAGAAGUCGUCGGAAGUCCUUUUUGACGAUGACUUGAGCCCAGGAAUAAACGUUUCUCGAGAUCAAGUGAAAAUAACAAAGACAGCCAUAACCGUUGUUGCAGGAUGGAUGCUGUUUGCAUGCAUGUUGACCAUCCUCAUCUGGGGCCUGCCUAAUUUCGAGUGCGGUCUCUCCUUUUCUCCCUUUGCCAUCUCCGUCAAGAAUUUAAAGUAUGUUGAUCCUCACAGUGAAGGAGACUUGCUGAAGGCUAAGGAAUACCAAGACUGGGUAAGGAACUGGCAGUAUGGGAAUAACAUUUCCUUUAGGAAGGAAUGCGGGGAAGAAUGCUUAGAUGGCAACGCUAGCAAGGAAGAGAAUCCCUUGUUGCCUCUUGAGGAGCCUAAGAAAGUGGAAGGGAGCUUCUGUGUUGACAUUCCUUUGGAGAUGAGGUUUGACUGUCACCCUGAUGGCAGCCCAAGUGAAUCGUCAUGUGUGAAGCGUGGAUGCUGUUGGCACGAGCUCCAAGAAAGCGAAAGGUAUCCAUUUCCUGCCCCACGCUUGCACCGACCGACACAUGGCAAAGCCCUGGAAGACUUGCCGCUAAACAUUCCUUACUGCUUUUACCCAAGAGACUAUGUAGGUUACUCUGUAGUCAAUUUCACCUCCGAGGAACAUGGCUAUACAGGCUUCCUGGAAAGGAGUGUUGCCAGUGUUUUCCCCAAAGACUCUCCACUUCUCCAGAUGGAUGUUUACUUUGAGACCGACACUCGCCUGAGAGUUAGGAUCACAGAUCCCUUCCAGUUGAGAUGGGAGACUCCAGUGCCCAUUGUGCCACAGGUGAACAAGAGUGCCAGCAAUCCCUCCUACAGUUUCCAUGUCCGCAAUGAGGAUGGUGCCUUUACUGUUGUGAGAAAGAGCUCGGGUGUUCCCAUUUUCGACACGAGAGGUGCAGCACCACUGACCUUUGCCGACCAAUUCAUACAGUUGUCAUCUAUGCUACCCUCGAAUUACAUCUAUGGCUUGGGUGAACACUUGGAGGGACUCUUGCUGGACACAUACUGGAAGCGUCAUGUUCUCUGGAACUUGGACCAGAUACCUGAACCGGGAAAAAAUAUGUAUGGAAGCCAUCCUUUCUACCUAUCUUUAGAACCAGAUGGUAACACACACGGUAUUUUCCUUCUCAACAGCAAUGCCAUGGACGUUGUUCUCCAGCCCACACCAGCACUCACAUUCAGAGUUAUUGGAGGCCUCAUUGACUUGUAUAUCUUCCUGGGGCCGACACCAAACGAGGUGAUAAGCCAAUACACUGAGGUGAUUGGCCGACCCUUCCUGCCCCCUUACUGGUCGUUGGGCUACCACCAGUGCAGGUACGGCUAUGAAACACUUAAUAGGACAAGGGACGUUUGGCAGAGAACACGAAAGGCUGGAAUCCCAUUUGUGAGUGCGUGGAAUGACAUUGACUACAUGAAACACAACAAUGACUUCACAUAUGACCAGAACAACUAUAAUGGGCUUCCUGACUUUGUCGAGGAGCUUCAUAGGGAGGGUAUGCACUAUGUACCUAUAAUUGACCCGGGCAUCAGUGCAGCGGAGCAGCCCCAUACUUAUCCACCAUGGGAUGAAGGGGUCCAUUUGCGUGUUUUUGUUCGCAAUUCAAGUAAUAUGCCUUUUGUGGGCAAGGUGUGGAAUCCUGUUGCGACAUCGUGGCCUGAUUUCACCCACCCGAAGGCGACUUAUUACUGGAGUCGACAGAUCUUGCGUUAUCACAGCAGUGUCCCUGUAGAUGGUGCCUGGAUUGAUAUGAACGAGCCCUCCAACUUCUUAUCUGGUAGUACCGAUGGCUGUGAGGAGAACAACCUAGAACACCCGCCCUUCCUGCCAGCUGUUCAUGGAGGCAUUCUCUAUUAUCACACAAUAUGCAUGUCCGGAAGGCAUUUUGUUGGGCGUCAUUACAAUGUGCAUAACCUGUAUGGAAUCACAGAGACUAUUUCUACUAACAUGGCCCUUCAGAUUGUAAGAGGUAAACGUCCAUUUGUCAUUUCCCGAUCAACAUUCCCGGGACAAGGGCAUUAUGGUGGACACUGGACCGGCGACGUUUGGUCUGAUUGGUUUAACCUCUGGCAGUCUAUUGCAGGUAUUCUGAAUUUCAACAUGUAUGGUAUCCCUAUGGUGGGUGCUGAUAUAUGUGGCUUUAAUGGCAACACUACUGCGAGCCUUUGCCUUAGGUGGAUGCAACUUGGUGCCUUUUACCCAUUCUCGAGAAAUCACAAUACAGAUGAUGCCAUUGAUCAAGACCCCGUGGCAAUGGGACCGGAAGUAGUGACUGCUUCUCGAAAUGCCCUGACUCAGCGGUACAUGCUACUGCCGUACCUCUACUCUCUCUUCUUCAAUGCGCAUCUUACGGGUGAACCGGUUGCCAGACCACUUUUCUUCCAGUUUUACAAGGAACUUGAAACCUACAGCAUUGAUACUCAGUUUAUGUGGGGCCCAGCACUUAUGAUUGUGCCAGUGCUAAAGGAGAUGGAUCAGUAUGGAAAUCGCAAGAUGAAAAGAGGUCUUCUGGUUGCACCCAAUGAAAACGGCCGAGCGUCCGGAGAGUUCUAUUGGGACGAUGGUGAUAGUCUUGAUACUGUUAAGCACAAGGAGUACACGUACAUACAGUUUAUAUCCGGUCCUGGUAUCCUCAAUGUAAAUGUCAAUCGCACCACCGCUGGUUAUACAGAACCCAUCUCAUUAGGUUACAUAUACAUUCUGGGUCUGAGUGACAGUGUAUCCGAGGUGACGGUGGAUGGUGCCAAGGCGUCGUUUGAGUAUGACCCGGAGAAUCAAUUUCUGACCGUAGAUGGAUUCUCGCAGAGCCUAUUGAAGAGCUUUAUCGUGAGAUGGAAGUAAAAAUAACACAAAGAAUUGGGCUUCCUGUGUAAGUCAGCCGUGCCAUGAGUGAUGCAGUAUGUAAUGUAGGUUCAUCUUGAAGCAGAUUAAGAUAUAUAUAUAUAUUUUGUUUUUAAAGUAAGAGGUACUGUGAAGAGAUCAUUGUCUUGCCCCAUUGAUUGUACCGGUAUGUGUGAUAGUUUUAUGAAUGGGUGAACUAUUAAUGUAAAGGAAAAAGUCAGAUGAAAUGACACGAAAAAAGAAAAAUGAAAUGUGACCAAAUAUUAUUAUUAUUCUUUUUUAAUGGUAGGCCAUAUAGGAUUAAAAUUAGCAGGCGAACUGUUGUUAGUAAAGUGCCCUCACAGCAAACAUUAUCAAUUCUUUUGAGGUUUAUUACCAAAGUUUAGGGUAUUGUUAUUGUACUCUUGAUGUAAAUGAGUUGUGAAAUGUGCAAUUUUUUUUUUCUAAACAGGAGAUAUAAUGUGUGACCUGAAUGGUAGGGAAUGUUCCAAGAAGGUACCAUGUGUAUUCGCACAAAUACUAUGACACCAGCACACAAAAAUGACAAUCCUAUGAAUCAUGUUGCAAUAAGAUAAGAUUGAGAGUGAGAAAAGUUGUUUACUUAAUAAUCCACAUUAUUAGCUUAAGAAAGUUUUGCUUCCAUUGCUUACAGGGGCUAACAUUUAAGGUGCAUGCCAGUAACAGUAUAUAGAUACAUAUAUAUAAUUAAAGACCUAGCUUGCAAAAUGUGGUAUUAGGGUUAUAGGUAUGCCAGCUUCCAAGACUUUUGAGAGGUUUAUCUUAGAUAAGCUUAUAUGUGUAUACUAGGUGAUAUAAUAAAUCAAGUCAAGUCUUUUUGCCCUCUAGUUCUCGUGUUAUAUAGAACACAUAUUUUUUUCCCAUGUUAGUUCUCAUGAGAGUCUGAUUUGUGAGUAAAAUUGUGCAAAGUUUAGCAAUCUUGCAUAUGAGUUUUUUUUCUUUGUAUUUGCGAUUUUUGGUUGGUUCAUAAUUAGUUGCUUGAAAUACUCUUUUAUGACCGUUAAUGUCAGUAAGUUUGAUUUCAUAAUUCUUUCAUAAUAGUUCAUAAUAAGAAUGCUCUAAAUAUUUUGCUCAUACUUAGACUGAAAAGAUCAUCUACUUAUUGUUUUCAAGGAUAAUAAGGGCAAGUAUAUCUCACACGCACACAUACGUACAUGCACACACAAACACGCACAUGCGCACAUGCACAUACACACGCACACACGCACACACGCACACACGCACACACGCACACACGCACACACGCACACACGCACACACGCACACACGCACACACACACACACACACACACACACACACACACACACACACACACACACACACACACACACAAAUAUAUAUCUAUGCCAGCAAAUUAUUGCAUUAAUCCCUUAUAUUGUUCUUAAUGAUGCUUAGAAGUAGAUUAGGAUUUUUUCUGAAUAUAUUUAUAAGUAUAUGUAAAAUGGAAUAUACUUUGUGUAUUUUUAUCUGUUGAAGAUGGAUUGUUGUUAUUUUUCUAUGAUAGGUCUAUCAUAAGCCAAAUAUUCUUUACGUUACCCUACAACACAAAUAAAUUCUAUUUAUGGGUUAACUUAAGGAAAAUUAAAAGUAUAAGGUGUAUUUAUGUUUUACACUGAAGUAAAUGUAAAAUUAUUUCAUUAAUAUAUAGAAUAAAAGGUU
This is a messenger RNA of Penaeus indicus, 4658 nucleotides long. RefSeq names its product lysosomal alpha-glucosidase-like. The transcript is spliced from 22 exons. Gene Ontology annotation, molecular function: carbohydrate binding; alpha-1,4-glucosidase activity. The coding region runs from base 83 to 2980 and encodes 965 amino acids. The record is from RefSeq and is a predicted model, not a curated record. Gene Ontology annotation, biological process: carbohydrate metabolic process. Lineage: Eukaryota; Metazoa; Arthropoda; Malacostraca; Decapoda; Penaeidae.